Messenger RNA from Nicotiana tabacum (common tobacco), 460 nucleotides. Lineage: Eukaryota; Viridiplantae; Streptophyta; Magnoliopsida; Solanales; Solanaceae. The record is from RefSeq and is a predicted model, not a curated record.
ACUUAAGUGAGAAAUUGUGAAAAAAUGAAGCUUAAGAUUUUGAAAGAAGUGGUAAUUCUCAUGAUAAUCACAACAAUUAUGGUUUCUUUUGUGCAUGCAGAUGAAGAUCCAUAUGAAAAAUGUGUUGAUGAAUGCUACUCAACUUGCUUUGCUGACAUUUCUGGCUGUUAUGAAUACUGUAAACAAGAUUGUAAAAACCCCAAUCUUUCUUCGUCGGAAUGGAAACAUUGUACCAUUAAUGAUUGUGUUAAGUAUAAAGGAGAUAAGAAGAUGAUGGAGACUUGCAUUAUCAAAUGUGCAAAGACAGCCGACAAAAUCAAAGGUUGAGAAGUACUUGUAAUGCUCUAGAUUUAUAGCUGAACACCAAGAAUAGAAAGAAAAAAGAAACAUGAACUAAAGUCCUUUGAUGUAAUAGAAUGGAUGUUUUUUGUUAUUUUUAUAAAAGUUUUACCUUUUAUUA